CGAACCUCUCACACGCUGGCUCGUGCGCACAACCAGCUGCAGACCUACUAACGGCUGGUUUGUGAGAAGAAAAAGAAACUUUAACCGGAUAACUUGGACUUUUUUAGAUGUUUUUAACGGUUUAAAGUGUUUUUUACUGCUCUACGACGACAAUAAAAGGAUGGCGGAGGAAGCUGAGCGAUAAACACGCAGAGGGAAAUUAACCUUAUCGUGUGUAAGCUAACCUGCGUUAAGUUAAAGGGGGAGAGCGACCACAGAGACGUUAACGACAAUAAUGAGGGAGACUCCAUCCAGAAAGCAUCAGCACUUGUCAAAGGAGAUUUUGCUGUGGUUUAAGAUUCCUUACCAGCGAUCUUUGGGAGUAACCACAGAUCAUCUUCAUCAUCGGCGUCAUCUUAAUCUAUUUUGCUGAUAUCUUUUUAGCUGUAGGAGAGGAUUCAAAACAGAGGAGCUGGACUCUUGUUGGAGCAAAAUUGCCAGAUUUUUCUUUGUGUUUUAAUUCAUUUAAUCUGACACACAGACAAAGGUGCACAGAUAUAAACAAGGAAAAGACAAAGAAGUAAACACUAUCCCAGUUUGCACUUAUCAUGUAGACGAGGUGAGAGACAGCCAGAAAAAGCGAAGUGACAAGUGGAUAGACGGCGAGAUCCCUCACACUCACACGGGUCACAAUGCCAGAUGAGUCGCAAGGUUUUCAGGAAAAGGGGAUGCCUGGAGAGGAAGCACCACAGGUGUCUUUAGUACCCAACAUUGUGGUCAUCUCCAGUGAUGGAGAGGGCAAAAUCCCUGGAGGCAAUAUCCUGGAGCUUGACGACUUUGGUAAAACAAAAGACGGGGUGAAACAGUCAGCACAAAGCAGUGACAUUUUGCAAGCAAACGACAGGAGUGAUGCCGCAUUAAAUGCAAUCAAUCCCACAGGCGGGAGCCAGUCAGGACUCAGUGACUCCCAGGUUUUCGUAGAGGUCGGUGUGGCUAAAACAGCACACGCACCUGAACCUCUCAAGGCCGAUUCUUUGUUGAAGGGAACAGGUGUGACCCCGCAGGCUACGGGUCAUGAUUCCCCUGACAAAUCAUCCUCUGAUAGGCUACAAACUGACACCAGUAGCUCAGCGCAAACGAACGGCUACAGUGACUCUGACUACAGCAGCGCAAAAUCCAGCCCUGGUUACAACGGCACUAGUUUCAGCACUGACCUCUGUGACGAGGAGUUAUCCGAGCUCGACCGAAGCUCCUGUGAAAAGACGAACCAUACCUCUCCUGUCAAUUUCUCAGAGCCCAGUUUAGACUCCUCUAUUAAAAACACCAAAAACAGUCCAGACGAUGACAGAGGCGAUUCCAAAACAGACUUUCCUGUUAAACCAAAAUCAGUGGACUCACCUUGCUGCAGUUCGCCCGCAUAUACCGAAGUUUCAUUCGCUCAAACAAGGAGCAGCAUCGAUGUCAGGUGGGACGACGAAUACGGAAACGAGGACGAAUGCGAGGACAGGCGAAGCACCCGGUCCAGGCAGAGUGUGAAAGAGGGGAUGUGUUGCUGCUAUCAGGCGUUCAGCAGGGCUUGUCUGCAGUGCGUGGAGGAGACUCCGGCCAUGCUGUCUGGACUGGUGCUGUCUCUGGCUUUCUGUGUGGCCAUCAUCGUCCUCAUUCCCACCACAGGAAGGAAAAUCGACGUCCACGUAGGUGCUCUGUCAGUGUUGUGUGUGGUUCUUUGUCUGAGUGCCGCCCUGCUCGUCUGCCUGCCCUGGCUGGCCACAGUGAGGCGCUGCGGAGGAGCCCUGGCCCUCUUCGUCUGGGGAACGCUGUACAUCGUCGCCAUUGUCUUCAUCUUCACUGGGGGACCCGUCACCACGUGGGAACAGGUGGCGUUUUUCCUCUUCCUCUCUGUGAGUGUGUACACAGUGCUGCCUCUGUCUAUGGCCUGGGCCCUCAUGGUGGGGAUUGGGACCAGCCUUUCACACAUCAUCAUCAUCAGUGUCUAUGUCCCCGUCACAAGCCCGAAGACACCGGACCUAGCUGUGCAGCUGGUGGCAAAUGCAGUCCUGUUUGUGUGUGUGAACUGCGUCGGGAUCUUUCACCUGUGGAUGACCGAGCACGAUCUGAGGAUAUCCAAUCAGAAGAGAGAGGAGUUCAGCGCCAUUCGCUCUCAGAAGGAAAUCAGGAAAUAUCAGCAGGAGCAGCUCCUCCUGUCGAUAUUGCCUCGGUACAUCGCCAUUGAGCUGAAAACGGAGGUGAUAAAGAGGCUCGUCAAGCCCAAGGGCGACGAGGAGAAUGAAUCCAAAUCCCACAACUUUCACAGCCUCUACAUACGGAAGCACAGAGAUGUCAGCAUCCUGUACGCAGACAUCGUGGGCUUCACAAAGCUGGCGAGUACCUGCUCACCAGAGGAGCUGGUCGCUGUGCUCAACAAGCUCUUUGGCAGAUUUGACGACAUCGCCAAGAAGAAUGGGUGUCUUCGCAUUAAGAUCCUUGGUGACUGCUACUACUGUGUGUCUGGCCUACCUGACCCUAUUCCCACCCACGCCAGGAACUGUGUUCAGAUGGGGCUGGACAUGUGCACCGCCAUCAGUAAACUGCGCGAGGCGACGGGGGUUGAGAUCAGCAUGCGCGUCGGCGUUCACACCGGCAACGUGCUCUGUGGUGUGAUUGGCUUGCAGAAGUGGCAGUACGACGUGUGGUCACACGACGUCACGCUAGCCAACCACAUGGAGUCCGGAGGUCUACCUGAGCGAGUCCACAUCACAGAGGAGACUCUGCAGCACUUGAACGGGGCGUAUGAAGUGGAGAUUGGAGACGGGGGGAGUCGGGAUCCUCUGCUUCAAGGAAGAACAACCUACCUUGUUAUUGACCCACAGAAGUCGGCCAGCGUCUCCAGGAGACCUAAAUCGGGAAACACUCUCUCAUCAGGAGAGAACAGGCAGCGAGCGUCGGUCCGGAUGUCCCAGUACCUGCAGUCCUGGCGGAGCAUCCACCCCUUCGCAGACCUGAGUAACCCUGACGCCAAGUCCUCCAAGAAGCCAAUCAGUCCCAUUAAUGCUGCCAUGAACCAGUCGCAGCUCUCUGCAGAGAGACCACUUUGCCAGACGAACAGCUGUUUGGUUGUGGAUAAUGAUGUUAGGGGAUCCCUGGACCCGCUGGACAGUGCAGGGAGGAGGCUGAAGAAGCUCAACUGUUUGACUCUGCUCUUCAACGACCUGAGCCUGGAGAGAAAGUUCCGCCUCUCAGAAGUAAAAGGUUUGCACCAUUCAAUGAGCUGCAUUGCUUUGAUCUUCGUUACUAAUUUCGCUGUCCAGAUGCUCGUCUCUGAGAAAAACUUUGAGAUAGCCGUGUCGUACAGUGUGACCUUCCCUGUGCUGGUGCUGCUUCUGUCCAUUGCUUUCACUGGAUACUUGGAGAAGUGGCGUUCCAAGAUGCCACUGAGUGUUCAGUGGAUAUCGGGGCUGUCCCGCAGUGUCUCCACGAGGGCGGCGCUACGAGUGUUUGUUGUCACCCUCUGCGUGCUCAUCACCCUGCUUAUGGCCAUCCUCAACUUUUUUUUCCUCCCAGGACACAACUGCACGGCGAUUACCAACCAGACAGAGCUGGAGGGUCUCAAACUCUACACCGUGCCUUACUACCUGUACUGCUGCUUGCUGGCCAUGCUGGGAGUGAUUGUGUUCGUCAGGACGUGCCUGUCUCUGAAGGCGCUGCUGCUCACCCUGGCUGUGGUGGUUUACCUGGCCCUCUUCCUCCACGUCUAUGCCCCGAGGUCCUACUGCCUCAUCGACCUGCUUCACAACGACUCCAUGCCGGGAGUGCUGAAGGACCCUCAGAUCAUGUCCGGGGUGUGGCUUGUCAUCUUUUACGUCAUAUGCCUCAUACUGGCCAGACAGGACGAGCUGAGCAGCCGUGUGGACUUCCUGUUGGAUCACUGCUUCCAGACUGAAAAGGAGGACAUGGAGACCAUGGAGAACGUCAACAAGCUCCUCCUUCAGAACGUCCUGCCGCUCCACGUUGCCUCCUUCUUCAUGGGCAAAACUAUUCGCAACCAGGACCUGUACAGUCAGUCCUAUGACUGUGUGUGUGUGAUGUUCGCCUCGGUGCCUCAGUUCAAAGAGUUUUACAGCGAGAGCAGCGCCAACAGGGACGGCCUGGAGUGUCUGCGCUUCCUCAACGAGAUCAUAUCAGACUUUGACGAGCUUCUCUCGAAGCCCAAAUUCUGCUCGGUGGAGAAGAUAAAGACGAUCGGCAGUACGUACAUGGCUGCUGCGGGGCUGACACAUGCGCCUCAAGGAGAUGAGCAAAAGAAAGUUGAGAUGUCCUACAGCCACGUGCGCUCCAUGGUGGAGUUUGCCAUCGCUCUGAUGGGCAAACUGGAGCUCAUAAACACACACUCUUUUAACAGCUUCAAACUCAGGAUCGGAAUAAACCAUGGUUCAGUGAUUGCGGGCGUGAUCGGAGCUCAUAAACCUCAGUAUGAUAUCUGGGGGAACUCUGUGAAUGUGGCCAGCAGGAUGGAUAGCACAGGAGUGGAGGACAAGAUACAGGUGACAGAGGAGACGGCCCAGAUGGUGGAGAGCGUGGGAUACAGCGUCACCCUCAGAGGAGUCGUCAACGUCAAGGGCAAGGGACAACUCACCACCUACUUUAUUAACACGGACCAGUCGUCUCCUCAGUUCUGACCUCACACAGGGUCAAAACCCGAGCUGCAAAACUUGUGACCCAUGUACCACAUGGGAUGGUCUAACCUGACACUAGAGCUGCCUUUGUCUUUGGGAUGAGACGUUAAACAAUAUCCUGACCGGUUAAAUGAAGACUACAAGUGGCGACUGAAAGCAGAGAGCUUUCUACUCAUGGGCCAUUUAAUGGCGAAGCAUGUUGCUCACUCUAUCCGUAUCUGUACUGUAUGUGGGUCAUCCUGUGAGCCUACAGGUGGGCGGGUCAAGUCCCCCACCGCACACUUCUUCUUACUGUAUUAUUCUGAGAACAUAUAAUCUGAAUGAUGUGUUUUAUUAUGGUUCACUUAACAUGGCUGAAUCACAUGCGCUGUCCAACAGUGUUCAUGUACGGUUAAUUUAUUGGAAAAAGUAUGGUAUCCAUCUGAGAUGUGCCGAAGAUUUAUUGUUUUAUGAAGGAUAUAGAGAUAUUUUUUCACUCCAUUGUGGUUUCACUGUGGUACAGAAUUUAUGAUUUAGCCUUUUUUUGUUGUUUGAAUAUUAUGUGUCAUAGUAUGUUGGUACAAAACACUGUGUCUUUGAAUGUAGGCAGCAGAUAUGUGCGUACUUGAAACGGUUCGUGAUACUGAUUGGUCUUCUCAGCUGGUUCCCAACUUCCAAGAGGUGGCGAGAUAAAUCGGAGGGGGAGUCACAGCGUAGAAGAGAAGAAAAAUUUGUACUGUAUAAAAUGUAUUACAUUCCUAUGAAAAAAACUCUCACUGCACUAACAUGUAAAAGUAGACUCUGCUGUAUGUCAAGUGUCAUAACUAAGUAAGGUAAGAGACUAUGGUUGAUGGUCUGAUUGCUCACCGCUGGACCUGGAGAGAUUUAAAGCAGCCAUGUAAUUUUAAAUCAUGGUUUCUAUACUCCUGCCCAAAACUGACACUUGUAUCACAUCUGCACGCAGGCAUAAUGAUGUGCCAUGAAACGUCACAUAAUGCACAUCUGACUUUGCACUUUCUAAAAUGCUCUAUUUUUUAAAUGGAGUUCUGCAUUACUGUUUAUUGAAUAUUUCUCCUUUUCUUUAUAUUUCAGUGAGGUGUGAAUGUAAAAGAAUGUUAAGCAUAGGGAAAUAUUUUUCUAUUCUAUUUAUAAACUAAUAAUAAAAAAA
Messenger RNA from Epinephelus moara (kelp grouper), 5799 nucleotides. RefSeq names its product adenylate cyclase type 4-like. The record is from RefSeq and is a predicted model, not a curated record. The transcript is spliced from 26 exons. Gene Ontology annotation, biological process: cAMP biosynthetic process; adenylate cyclase-inhibiting G protein-coupled receptor signaling pathway; adenylate cyclase-activating G protein-coupled receptor signaling pathway. Bases 672 to 4655 code for a protein of 1327 amino acids. Gene Ontology annotation, cellular component: plasma membrane. Lineage: Eukaryota; Metazoa; Chordata; Actinopteri; Perciformes; Serranidae. Gene Ontology annotation, molecular function: adenylate cyclase activity.